Messenger RNA from Mytilus trossulus (common blue mussel), 978 nucleotides. RefSeq lists its product as uncharacterized. The record is from RefSeq and is a predicted model, not a curated record. Lineage: Eukaryota; Metazoa; Mollusca; Bivalvia; Mytilida; Mytilidae. The transcript is spliced from 4 exons.
UAUCUAACAGAGAAAAGCCUUCCCCUCGACUUUGAGUCUUACGAUGAUGCACAGUUGGACGACGUAUUAUCCAAAUUUUACAUGGAAAUACGCAACAAAAAUGGGGAGAUGUAUAAGAAGACGACCAUGCAGUCUUAUCGCCAAGGCUUGCAACGGCACUUAUCUAAAACAAGGGAUGUUGACAUUCUCAAAGGUGACAAUUUCAAGAAGUCCAAAAAAGCAUUUCAAUGUAUGACAAAGGAGCUAAAACGACUUGGUCUGGCAGCUGUGGAGCACUAUCCAGCAAUUGCUGAUGCUAAUAUUGAAAAAAUGUACACGGUUUUCUGUAAAGAUUUGGAAAGUCCAAAAAUGCUCCAAUACAAGGUAUUUGUGGACAUAAUGAUUAAUUUUGGACGUAGAGGCAGGGAGAACCUGGUAACCUGAACAAGACAGGACUUUGCAGUACAGCCAGAUACAGAGGGUACACUUUAUGUUUAAAAAACCGAUGAUGAACUAGCCAAAAAUCAUCAGACAGAUAGUGAAAAGUCAUCCGAUGGUAGGAUGUAUGAAAUCAAAGGUAGUGACCGAUGUCCAGUAAGGUCGUUUGAAAAAUAUAUACGCCGUCUGAAUCCAAAAUGUAAUGAACUUUUUCAACAGCAAAAGUUAACAGCUUAAGAUGGGAUACAUUAUGACAACAUUCCCCUUGGACACAACAAACUGGGCGUAUAUAUGAACGAGAUAAGCAAGGCAGCCAAACUUCCAAAAGAGUAUACAAACCAUUCAUGCAGGGCUUCAACUGUCCACAUUUUGGAUGAGGCACAAAUUCCCACUGAUGAUGGUAUGGAUGAUUUAUUGAAAUCCCUAGAAGUUCCAAGAUGUAUACCAAAACAGUCAAACUCAGUUAAUGCUGCUAGUAUGAACCAGAAAGCUAUGCCAGUUCCAGUAUUCAAUAACUUUUCAAAUAUAACUGUCAAUUACAAUUUUAUUCAGAAGAAUUAA